GAAAAGUGAAACGGGAAUGGUCGUGAGAGCUACACGUAUGAUGUCCUUGAUGCCUUAAAAGCGACCCUGACUCCGAGAGAGAGGCGAAGCGUAGGAGACGACACGGGAAGCUAUUUGGAAAAAUGGAGGUAGAGGAGGCCAAAAUCUUGCUCGGCUUUCCUCCUGGUUCUCGUCCCGAUCCUUCUCAGGUAAAAGCUGCUUACCGGAAGAAAGUAUGGGAAUCGCAUCCUGACCUAUUUCCAGAUGACCAGAAGAUCCAUGCCGAGUCUUUGUUCAAAUCGAUAUCUGAAGCUUACUCUUGCCUUGACUCUGGUGGUGUUAGGGAUCAAAGAUAUUAUAGAGCAGGCGCGUAUUCGAGGGUCGUCAGGACUGGAGUUCCAAGGGCACAUGCAUCUGCCAAAAGAGGUAACCCUUGGUUGAUCGGCGCACCUUUCCUUUUGAUCGUCUUAGGAACCAUUGGACUUGGUGGAGUCAAAGCUAACAGGGCUUAUAAUCUGCAAAAACAGACGUUCCCGUCUCACAAUCCUUUUCUUCCUUGAUUCGGAGUCUCUUACAACAUCACAUUUUGAAUAAUUGGUGACUGUAAGCCUUGUAUUAUUGUACUUGAUACUGUAUGUAAAAAUUAUGAUGUUAUGAAUUUCUCAAAAGAUUAAAUACACCUAAUAAUUCUUUC
Camelina sativa (false flax) is the source of this 673-nucleotide messenger RNA. Its product is annotated as protein CAJ1. Gene Ontology annotation, molecular function: protein-folding chaperone binding; protein folding chaperone. Gene Ontology annotation, cellular component: nucleus; cytoplasm. The record is from RefSeq and is a predicted model, not a curated record. NCBI's taxonomy places the organism in Eukaryota, Viridiplantae, Streptophyta, Magnoliopsida, Brassicales, Brassicaceae.